Messenger RNA from Xenopus laevis (African clawed frog), 1444 nucleotides. RefSeq names its product maelstrom spermatogenic transposon silencer L homeolog (gene mael.L). The transcript is spliced from 13 exons. Bases 58 to 1314 code for a protein of 418 amino acids. Gene Ontology annotation, cellular component: P granule; cytoplasm; nucleus. Gene Ontology annotation, molecular function: sequence-specific DNA binding. Lineage: Eukaryota; Metazoa; Chordata; Amphibia; Anura; Pipidae. Gene Ontology annotation, biological process: regulation of miRNA-mediated gene silencing; male meiotic nuclear division; piRNA processing. The record is from RefSeq and is a predicted model, not a curated record.
GUGCGGAGUUCUUUUGAUUAGUCGGAGAGCACUGGCAGGUGAAAGAGACGCCACAAAAUGCCGAAUAAAAAGACCGGCCGCAACGCUUACUUCUUCUUUGCUCUGGAUAUGAUCCCGGAGCUCCGCCGCCGCGGCCUGCAAGUGUCCGGGGUGAGGGAAGCCAUCUCGCUGUGCUCCGAGGAUUGGGCGUUAUUGACCGCUGAACAAAAGGAAGCAUAUGCUGAAAAGGCUCGGCUAUUGAAAAAUGACCCUGACUCAACUGGCCAUGUUAUUGAAGGGGUUUUGGGACCAAGGAAGAUAAGAGAAAGAGAUGCUUCAAAGUCCUCAGAUUCUUCAUCCAUAGGCUUCUUUCAGUUACACGAUCAGUACAAUUCUGCUACACAGUGGACAUUGCCUACCAUGAACAUAGACACUACAAUCAACAAGAAUAAAGCUCUGGAUCAACAUGUCUUUUACUUUAUAAACAUUUUUAGUCAUGGUGACAUGCCAACCUUAUGUGACCAACGCUAUGUUCCUUGUGAGAUUGCCUGCGUGAGAUAUUCUCUGCGUGAGGGCAUAUUGGGGAGUUUUCAUGACUUUAUAGAUCCUGGUGAACUUCCACAUGGAUUUCGAUAUCAUUGCCAGUCAGGAAGUGCAUCGACCCAUCACAUCCCCAUUUCUGGCUUUGAACUUGCCAACAGCGAUUAUCAUAAUAUGUUUCGCAAAUUUUGCUCCUUUGUUUGUCCAACUCCUUCAAUUCGGGUACCAGUGUACACUAAGGCUAAUGAUAUAUACAGAGUUGACUGGUGUCUUCAGUGGCUCGCAAACAAAGCAGGAAUGGAAAACCAUUUUCAAGUGCACGAGGUGGAAGGUUUGAUUAUAAAAUUCUACCAAGACAAGCUGAAGGAAGAGCCCUCACGGCCUUCUGUGUCUCGUCUGCUUGAUACUGUUCAGUGGGAUUAUUCAAGUAACACCAGGUGUAAAUGGCAUGAAGAUAAUGAUAUGUGGUGCUGUGUCCUUGCAAGCUGCAAAAAAAUUGCAUACUGCAUUAGUAAGGCUUUGGCAUCUGUGUAUGGUGUUACUCUCACACCAGCUCAUUUACCCAACCUGGAACUUUCAAGAAACCAAAACUCUGGGAAUCCUAAAGUAGUGGUUCUUGAUGCUAAACGGUUUCAGAAAGUCUGCAGUUCAGAUCCCAAAUAUUCCAGUGAUAAAUCUGAGAGAAGCUCAGUGGAACCCAGAGGAGUGAAACGGUACCAGGGCCCAUCUGGGGGUGGAAGAGGAAUACUGAGAUUGCUGGAAACCUUGGCUGCUUCCCAGAACAGCGGUGAAUAAAUGCACAAAUACUGCACAAGAUACAGUAAAUAGUCCAGCCUUGCAUGUUUGCAGUUUACAUAUUAAAAUGAAAAUCCUUCAUUUUUGCAUUUGGCGAAAGACUGAAUGCUUCAUUAAAUGUUUGCCCAGA